This is a messenger RNA of Nothobranchius furzeri (turquoise killifish), 6964 nucleotides long. It is a transcript of the gene lats2, whose product is annotated as large tumor suppressor kinase 2. The record is from RefSeq and is a predicted model, not a curated record. Lineage: Eukaryota; Metazoa; Chordata; Actinopteri; Cyprinodontiformes; Nothobranchiidae. Gene Ontology annotation, biological process: regulation of organ growth; peptidyl-serine phosphorylation; positive regulation of apoptotic process. Gene Ontology annotation, cellular component: spindle pole; nucleus. Gene Ontology annotation, molecular function: protein binding; protein serine/threonine kinase activity; ATP binding.
CGGGUACGUCACGUGACCUGUGGAAUGUUAACAAUGCAGCGAGUGUCCAACUUAGUGCCGAAUUUCUGAUCCUGCCUGGAGUCAGGGCAGAAAAUGGAGGCUUAUUUAACCAGAUUUGCCCCGCUCCUCUUUCUCUGCUGAGCUUCUCCGGUUCGUCUGCGCGCUACCCGGACCUCAGAAGACGCCGUUUAACGGAAUUUACUCUGUAAUCCGGAGUAUUCUCGCUACUUCUAUCACAUGGAGCAGAUUGGCAUCAUCAUGGUUUGGCUCUGCAGGACCCACAUGUUCAGCUGCGUUUCCUGGAAUAAGCUGGAACCUGAGCUUUGAAAGCCACACCAUGGAAUGCUUGUAGUAUCCCGCUUCGCCUCUCGUCCGUCCACCCCGCCAGGAAUUAGAAACACAAAGUGAGACACAAACAACUGAGGAGGUCCCUUCCAUCGCUGCCUCUGAUCUGUUGUCCUGGAGACUAUCUAGGUCACACUUGGAGGUGGUGCUUUUGAGGGUGUAGUUGGGUGAGUGCAGCUUCUCCCUUUUAGAGUAGGUGCCUGCCCUGGGCACUCUGGCAAUGAGGCCCAAGACUUUCCCAGCUGCCCCGUAUGUGGGCAACACGCGGCAGCGGCUUCAGGAGAUUAAGGAGGGCCUGAAGCAGCCGGCCAAGCUGGUGAGCCAGGCUCUGCUUGGGGGGGGCUCCCGGGCCGAGGGCAGCAGGAGCGCAGACUCCAAGGGCGGGAAAGACGCCACCAGCCGGCAGCAGCACCCCCGCCCGCCACAGAAGUUCAACAACUACCAGAACGCUCUGCGAGAAAUCCGCAGGUCCCUCAUGCCCUUCGCCAACGGGCCAGGAGAGGCUGAGGAGGUGAACCGGCAGAUGCUGCAGGAGCUCGUCAACGCCGGCUGUGAUCAGGAAAUGGCGGUGCGAGCGCUGAAGCAGACGGGCAGCAGGAAUAUUGAAGCAGCGUUGGAGUACAUCAGUAAAAUGGGCUACCUUGACCCUCACAACGAGCUCAUUGUUCGUGUCAUUAAACAGACGUCGCCGGGUAAAGCAGGGAUGCAAAACACAAUGGACCAUCGGCCCACCUUAGAGGUUCCAGGUGAGGCAGGUGCCAUGCCUCCUUAUCACCAGAUGGGGGCUUCCAUGUAUGACGGGGUUGCAGGUUAUGGACCUGAGGGGGAGAUGACCAGGCCUUACAUGGGUGCCCCCCCUGUUAUGAACUACAUGAUGCCCCCUUCCAGUGCAGCUCAGGGUGCUGCAAUAGGGAAUCCAAUGGGUCGGCCCCCUAGCAUGGGCAGCUAUCCGCCUGUGAUGCCUACCCAAGGCAACCCGGGUAGCACCAUGUACCCCCCAGGGGCUCAGCAGAAGGGCUACCCUGGCAGCAUGGAGCAGCACGGGCCCAUGAUGAGCUACAACGUCCCGGGCCAGCCUUUGCAGCUCCAGCCACAGCCACCAGGGGGCCCUGUUCCAGGGCCACACUAUGAUUAUGGCCAUCCCAGGCAGCACAUGAUGGAGCCUGCAGGCUACGGAGUCAAGAGGACUCCUUCUUUCCAGAACAAGAUGCAGCCACCACCUAUGGCCCCUCCAGACAACUACAUCAACAUGCAGGGGAAAGGGGGAAUGGUUCAGAAUGGGCCGGGGGGAGGAGCAGGUGGAUACCCCACUAACAUGUACCUUUCUCCUCACUCCCACCCCCGACAAGCCAGCCCCACAUCCCACCCGGUCCAUAUGAUGUCCCGCUCCCCGGGCGGAGUGGCAGCUUUGGGCCCCGACUUCUCAGAUCUGGCCCAGAUGACCCCCUCCAGGGCCAGCCUCAACCUAGACCUGUAUGACCAUCAUUGGGGGGGGCCUCCAGUUCCUGAAGGGGCCCCUCCAUCCAGGCAAGCCCAGCCCCAGGGCCCGUUUCGGGGGGAAGUACGUGUGCCCAGCAGGACUAACUCCUUCAACAGUCGUUCUGCAGGUCCAAACGCUGUCCGACCCACGAUGGCUGCACCCCCCACUGCUGGGAAACAGGACUCCUCACUGGGCCCUCCAAACACCAUCACAGCUGUAACCUCCCCACCUAUCCAGCAGCCAGUCAAGAGCAUCCGUGUAAUGAGACCAGAGCCCAAGACUGCAGUGGGACCGUGCCACCCUGCCUGGAUGACUGCUCAAGCCCAGGAUGCAGCAGAACCUCUGACCUACAUGCCGGAGGAGACCUACCCACUAGAUCCUGUACAAGAGCCACGCUGUCCUCCUCCACCUUACCCGAAAAAUCUGCUCAUGUCUGGAGCAGCUGGAGAGCCUGGGGUCCUGGAGGGAGCAGGUGCACCAGACCCGAGCAAUCCCGCUACCAGAAGCACACACAGUGGCAGCGGGGGGAGUGGAAAGGCCGAAGACGGCCAGCAGCUCAAAGAGAAGACAAAGGUCAGCAAGGGAGAGAAGACGGUGAAGGACAAGAAGCAGAUCCAGACGUCCCCUGUGCCUGUCAGAAAGAACGGACGGAACGAAGAAAAGAGGGAGUCUCGCAUCAAAUCCUACUCCCCCUUCGCCUUCAAAUUCUACAUGGAGCAGCACAUAGAGAACGUGAUGAAGACCUACCAGCAGAAGCUCAACCGCAGGCUUCAGCUGGAGCAAGAGAUGUCCAAGGCUGGCCUGUCGGAGGCAGAGCAGGAGCAGAUGAGGAAGAUGCUGAACCAGAAAGAGUCCAACUACAACAGGCUGCGCCGUGCCAAGAUGGACAAGUCCAUGUUUGUCAAAAUCAAGACUCUGGGUAUUGGUGCUUUUGGUGAAGUGUGCCUCACGCGUAAAGUAGACACAUGCGCACUUUAUGCCAUGAAAACACUGCGCAAGAAAGAUGUCCUCAAUCGCAACCAGGUGGCCCAUGUGAAAGCAGAGCGCGACAUCCUGGCAGAGGCAGAUAACGAGUGGGUGGUGCGUCUCUACUACUCAUUCCAGGACAGAGACAGCCUCUACUUUGUGAUGGACUACAUCCCCGGAGGAGACAUGAUGAGUCUGCUCAUCCGGAUGGGGGUCUUCCCUGAGCCUCUGGCACGCUUCUAUGUGGCCGAGCUGACGCUGGCCAUCGAGAGCGUCCACAAGAUGGGCUUCAUCCACCGCGACAUCAAGCCGGACAACAUCCUCAUCGACCUGGACGGGCACAUCAAGCUGACUGAUUUUGGUCUCUGCACAGGCUUCCGCUGGACACACAACUCCAAGUACUACCAGAAAGGGAGUCACGUAAGGCAGGACAGCAUGGAGCCCAGUGACUUUUGGGAUGACGUCUCCAACUGUCGCUGCGGCGACCGGCUGAUGACCCUGGAGCAGCACUCCAACCGCCUUCAUCAGCGCUGCCUGGCUCACUCGCUGGUGGGAACGCCUAAUUACAUCGCACCCGAGGUUCUGCUGCGCAAAGGUUACACUCAGUUGUGUGACUGGUGGAGUGUGGGAGUGAUCCUUUUUGAGAUGUUGGUGGGACAGCCGCCCUUCCUCGCUUCAACGCCUACAGAGACUCAGAUUAAGGUCAUAAACUGGGAAAGCACACUACAGGUGCCUCCGCAGGUCAAACUGAGCCCAGAGGCUGUGGACAUCAUCGGUCACCUCUGCUGUUCUGCAGAAGACCGCCUGGGUGCCAACGGUGCCGGAGAGAUAAAGGCCCACCCCUUCUUUGCUGAGGUGGAUUUCUCCAGCAAUUUGCGGCAGCAACUGGCACCUUACCGUCCCAAGAUCGCCCACCCGAUGGACACGUCUAACUUUGACCCGGUGGAGGAGGAAGGAGGCCCAGGAGCAUGGAGUGACAGCGGGGACAGCACCCGAGCCUUGGACGUACUGUGUUCGCCACACGGAAAGCACCCGGAGCACGCCUUCUACGAAUUCACCUUCCGCAGGUUCUUUGAUGACAAUGGCUGCCCCUUCCGCUACCCGAAACCCCUCGAGGCUCACGAGGUGUCACCAGGCUUCAGCGGAGCAGCCAGCUUGGGCCCAGAGGAGGAGGACAAGGAGGGUCUGGAGGAGGAGGAGGAGGAAGAUGAUGAGGAGGAGGAGGAGGGAGAGCAAGGGGAGGGAUGUGAGCCAGUGUAUGUUUAGAGCUUUACCGCAACAGGUUGUAUCUAACACUGCUCCUCCCCCUCCUCUCGUGUGUGUGUGUGUGUGUGUGUGUGUGUGUGUGUGUGUGUGUGUGUGUGUGUGUGUGUGUGUGUGUGUGUGUGUGUGUGUGUGUGUGUGUGUGUGUGUGUGUCACACACACCUGGGUUGUGGAAUUAUAAAGGAGCAGGAUGGAUGACAUCACCACCGUGUGGAGUAUGUAGUGCACUCCUCAUGGAUAACUUGACUCUUGUGAUCCGGGACCAAGAAGCGACCUUUUGCAUGUGACCAACUGGGAGAGGAGGCUGAUCCAGAAUCAGUUGGCUAACGAUGCUGGAGCUGCACGGAUGUCUGGGUUUAGUGUGAGGACCGGCUCUGGUUCCUCCAGCAGUUUCUCGUCUCAUUCCUUCCAGCUGUGGGUCUUACGGGUGAAUGAAACCCCUCCUCAGCGACCUGGACCAGGAGCUACUUCCUGUUCUGUCUGAGCUGCUUUACUUUUUUAGGAUGGCACACAGCAGUAGGAGGAGUGGAACCAGUUUACCUGUUAGUUGUGCCUCUUUCACAGCUACUGCAAAAUAAGCUAAAGAUACAUAAGCACACAUGCCUGCCUAAACGGUGUCGUCCGUGCUGAGUGAGGAAAGGCAGUUAGAUUUCAUGCUGGUUUCUGGUGUCUGUUACACACACUUAAUUCACUUUCUCAGUGCUGACUUUGGAUUUGGCUAAGAAAAAGAGACAGACUUUAUACGUGCUGGAAAUCAGCAGUUUCCUGACGGAUCAGUGCUUUGUAACAUCACAACAUUUAUGCUUCUCUCCUAAAUAAUCCAUUUUGUUUACUUUGUGAUCUUUAUUCUCUCAAAGUUAAAGAACUGAGAACUCAAGGAAUGGGAGCCAGAGCUGUGCAGGCCUGAGCCUGUUGGGGUGGAUGAUGCUUCAGAUUGAAAUCUAAUCACACACACACACACAUAUGCAAUUUUUCACCAAGAUGCACAAUUGUACAGCUACUUUGCAAAGAUCAGUCCUGCAGCUGCAGCUUCACCUAUUUCCUGUACAGAGGCAGUAGGAACUUGUCCUUACAGCAGCCAAACGUGACGGUUUCACUAAGUGCAAUACAAAAACUACAUUAUGUGUGUAUAGAGUUCUAAACACAUUUUAUCCCUUUGAACGUUUAGACCUGAACUGUAUAUUUAUGGUUUAUGUGUGUGUGUUAAACUUCAGUUACACCAUGCUGCUUGAUAUUGUGGUUAAUAUUAUUUACAUAUUGCUAUUGGCUGCAUUCUUUUGUUGUUGUGGUCUAAAGAAAUGUUGGCUGAAGUGUGUUUGUGUGCCUUUCUAAGUGAGCCUUGUGUGUUACGAAGGAGACGACUGAUGAUGAUGUGAGGUGGGUUCCUGGUCCUCUGCAGCUGGGCGGGCCCUGACUGUUGAGGACAGGAUAUGUCUGGUUUUUGAGAGAGAGAGAGAGAGAGGAUGGCUUCUAGAUAUGUUAAUGGGACAUGAAAAGCUUAAUCUAAUAUACAAAGCUUCUAAAAGUGGUGCAUUCUCUUUUAUUUAUCCAAAAUGACCGCUAAUUAGUUUUGGGUCUAUUUUUGCUAGAGGUGUGCCAUGCUCUGUGUCUGAGCGCCUCUGCAGACGAUGCUUACAUCUGUUCAUUUUUAUGCUUCUUGACAAUCAAACAGUAACCUUUUUUUUUGUUUUGUUUUUUUAUGAAACAAUAUCCAACUGUUUCAGCAGUAUUCUGAAUUUCACUUGUGGGUUAUUAAAGCAAGUCAGUUCUCUGGGUGAUGUGUGGUUUUGCUUGACAAUGUUUUAUUUUUUAUAAAUGUGUGUUUUCUAUCAUGCAGCACAAUCUUAAAAGAUGCUUUUCUUAUUUCUAUCCCUUUUCCACAGACCUCUUCCUUUUAUCUGAUGCGAGGAGGCUGACGGAGCAUGCUCAAUGUUUCAUUCACUCGCUGUUUACAUACAACACUCAUUCCUCUUGUUCUCCUUGGUGACUAUUUAGUCAGCAAGUAGAAAUUGAAGAAGCAGAGAAUAACCGGACUGUUAAAACAACUGAUGAUUGGUAGUUUUUACACUUGAGGGCUCUGGUGGAAACGCGUGCAGGUGUUUCCAAACCCUUUCUGUGUUGCUUCAACUGAGUUUUUUGUUCUCACAUCAGUUUUGCUGCGUGGUGAACCUUAGAGAAUAUUGUCUUUUCAUGAUGGAGAAGCAGAUUUGUUGCAUGGCUGCAUGAGAACUGUGUAAACUCAUUACGAAGUAACCGUUACAACGGUGUUAUUUAUAAAUGCGUUAAACUGGACGGAAGCCAAUGUUCUGCGUGUAAACAUAGCUACCAAACAAAGAUGUCUGCUACAAGCCAAUCACAACGCUGGUGCUGCUCCGUCACUCCUACACAUCACAUUUGUCUUUCACUCCGUCGCUCCUGCUUCUCUUAUGCUGCUUUGACUACAUUUCCCACCCACGCCGAUGAGGACGGUCUUCCCCAUGGGGGGAAACAUCUCUCUGCUGUGUGUGUGGGUGUGUGUGUGAGAGAGAGAGGUGUUUGGAUAUGUGCUUUCUGAUUCUAAUUUUGGAGAAUGACAAUCUGAUUUUUUUUUGUCUUGAUUUCCUGGUGUGACUUAUUUUUAUAUCAUUUUGUAUUUCUACUCCACAGUUUUUGGUUUUCUCCUCGUGUGAUACAGUUCUGUUACUCAUUAGUUUAUAUUUAAUACAGAUAUACAUAUUUUUUGUAUCUUUUUCCCCCUUUUUUUCAGUUUCACUAAUGGUAAAAAUCCAUGAAUACACAGUAUUAUAUAUGUAAUUUCAACAGGUAUCUCUUUUUUACAUUAUGUAUGAACAGUGAAAUUGUAUAAAUGCUUUAAUUGUUGUUCUGGUUGUGUGUAAAAUGUAUGUAUAAAUUAAAUUAACCAACUCUGA